Molecule: messenger RNA, 2956 nt
Organism: Tuber melanosporum (Perigord truffle)
Lineage: Eukaryota; Fungi; Ascomycota; Pezizomycetes; Pezizales; Tuberaceae
Exons: 5
Coding region: 222-2690 (822 amino acids)
Biological process (GO): glycerophospholipid catabolic process
Cellular component (GO): cytosol
Molecular function (GO): A2-type glycerophospholipase activity
Source: RefSeq, a predicted model, not a curated record
GAAAAAGAAAAAUCACAACAUACUCCAUCUAAGUUUCGAUAUACUUCUGUGUAUGCUCAGAAAAUUUCAUCCACAUGCGUCCCUCUUCAUCAACUUCCCCGAGGAACUGUCGAUUGUUUGGCGCCUUCCGUAAACCCCACCGCUCCUACUAUUGUUUGCUCUGGCGAAGGUCCAUCUCGUCCCGCAGCCUUUCCGCAACCGCUUCUCAAAAGAUAGCUACAAUGUACAACACAGCGAGAGUCGGGCUUGGAGCACUGGUCACAACAGGAGCCGUUGUUAUGUUUUACCGGACUCAGAUUCACCGGAGGAUACUACCGGUGAACGAGCGGGUUACUCCAGGGAAUGCCGCCGUUGGAAGCAACGGAAAACAGAAGGGUGAUAAUGAUGAGACGGAGAACGAGAAGGCCGAACCAGAUGAGAGUGAUGGCAAAGCUAAGAAGGGAAUCCUCUCCGCGAUAAAAGGAACUUUUGGGCAGCUCGUCGUGCAACAGACACCGAAGAAAAACCCGGAACCCACACCGGAUGACGAUCUGCAAAAAAAGAGUAUUGGCGUCGUGCAGGCCCGCGAGGAAGGGCAACUUAAUCAGAGAGAUGCAUUAACAGAUACUCAGUGGCUCACAUUCUCCAACAAACUUCUCGUGGCGAAGGAAUCCAUACUCUCCAUCGACUGGCCAAAGCUCAACAACCUUACAAAUGUUUUCCCCGAUUGGGCUACCGGACUGCCAGAGUGGGUCACAAAGCUUCAGCGAGAGCUAAACAUGGAACCCGGAUCACUAGCGGAUGAGAUUUGGAGCGAAGCGCAGGACCCCAAAGUCAAUCCAGAGGUGGAAAAGGAUGCACACGUGAGGUUAGGGAAGGAUCUCUGUGAGGAAGAACAACGCUACUUGGCCAGUCGGAAGGGCUUCACAAAACAGGGGUUGGCCCAAUAUCUCAACAUUCCGGAGUCGGAUAUUCACGAUGACGAUGUGCCAAUUAUCGCCACUACAGGGUCCGGCGGUGGCUUACGAGCCAUGGUUGCAGGAGCAGGCUAUUACCAGGCCCUGACGGAGGCCGGCUUGUAUGAUUGUACGACAUAUACCGCGGGAGUUUCUGGUAGUUGCUGGUUACAGGCUCUUUACCUUACUUCUUUGGGGAAAUGCUCAUUCGAUCGAGUGAUGGAGCAUCUGAAGGCACGCAUUAAUGUACAUAUCGCCUAUCCGCCUAAAGCACUCGAGCUGGUUACCUCGGCACCUACGAACAAGUACCUCCUACGCGGAGUGGUGGAGCGACUAAAGACAGGUUACUCUCCAUUCACCCUUGUGGAUUUGUAUGGACUGUUGCUGGGCGCUAGGCUCCUGGUUCCGUCAAAUGAACUGACGCUUGAUGAUACUGAUCUGAAAUUGAGUGCCCAAAGGAGGUUCUUGGAAAAUGGAGAGCAGCCUUUACCUCUUUAUACAGCCGUCAGGCACGAGAUUCCGUUCAUCGGCGGUGAGAACGAGAAGGGGAAACCAAUUCCUGAAGAGCUUAAGGAGAAGGCAAGUAAACACGAGAGUUGGUUCCAAUGGUUCGAGGCCACUCCUUACGAAAUAUAUUGCGAGGAACUUGAAGCUGGCAUCCCAACUUGGGCAAUGGGAAGGCGAUUCGAGAAUGGCGUCAAUGUCAGCCGGAAGGUGCCAGAAAUGAAACUCCCGCUACUGUUUGGGAUCUUUGGAUCGGCCUUCUGCGCUACUUUGAGCCAUUACUACCACGAAAUUCGUCCAUUUGUAACAUCUGUCAGUCUUUUCUUAUCAUUGGAUAAGAUGGUAUUGGACCGAAACAAUGAUCUCUCGAAGGUUCACCCAAUUGAUCCUUGCAGCGUUCCCAACUUUGUAAAAGGCUUGAAGGAAUCAUUGCCCUCUACCUGUCCGGUACUUGUUUCCACCCAAUUGCUAACUCCACUCAAGGAUGCGGGAAUGAGCAACAACCUUGCAUGCUACCCGCUCCUCCGUCCGGGCCGGAACAUCGACAUCCUUAUUGCCUUCGAUUCCUCAGCAGAAAUCCAAACAGCAAAUUGGAUAGGCUACGCCGAGGGUUACGCCAAGCAGCGGAAGGUCCAGGGAUGGCCUGUCGCGAUCGGAUGGCCCAAAGGCGACAACAAACAAAGACAACAGGAGCUUGAGGAUGCCCAAGCACACUCGGCAAAAGAAGCGCAACAGAAACUGGAAGAAGCUCAGAGAGAAGCUUCCGAAGCGGAGAACGACAAACCUCUUAGUCAGAGAAAGGAGGAGCAGAAGAAGAAAAAUGCCCUUGGAUACUGCACCGUCUGGGUUGGCAGCAAAGAGGAAAGGGACUCCGGUGACGAACCGCCUCCAAGCAAAGCUGUGGAGGACGACUGGGAGUUGAUGAAGCCAAAUGCAGGGAUAACGGUUGUCUAUUUUCCAUUAAUUCCAAACGAGAAGGUACCAGGUGUUGACCCUGAGAUAAGCCCUUACCUAUCCACCUGGAAUUUUGAGUGGACACCAGAACAAAUCGACCAAACAGUGGCGCUGGCCAAAGCUAAUUUUCGGGAAGGGGCUGAGAAGCUGAAGGGGACCGUCAGGGCCGUUUAUGAACGGAAGAAGAAGUUGCGGUUGGGGAUGGAGGAGAAAAUGAUCGAGAAGCGUGAGAAAAAGGAGGAAGAGAGGCAUGAAGAGAAUAGAAGGACAUACGGGAUACAUGAUCAUUUCUCAUGAUUUACUCCUUGCUGUUCUUCUCUGCUUUGCCUUGUCCUCCUUUUUUUCGACUUUUGAUGGAGGGGUCUCCUCUCCCCCUUGCCGUGUAUACUGUACACAUCACAUCAUGGCACCAUAGAUAGAUAGAGCCCCUCUUUAUAGCAGUCCACGGAAACUACGGCGGUUUGUUUUUGCCGUCAUCGUAGGUACUUGUACCAUUAUCUCUCUACAGAGAGUUUGGUCAGUUUGAUACGAGAACCAAUGCCGAUAAAUAAAGCUUGGUUUUU